This is a messenger RNA of Sporothrix schenckii 1099-18, 465 nucleotides long. RefSeq lists its product as uncharacterized. The record is from RefSeq and is a predicted model, not a curated record. Lineage: Eukaryota; Fungi; Ascomycota; Sordariomycetes; Ophiostomatales; Ophiostomataceae. The coding region runs from base 1 to 465 and encodes 154 amino acids. The transcript has 2 exons.
AUGGUGUCGCAACUGGGGCUAUGGGUGAAGGGAAGUUUGCAACCAGAAAACGACGAAAGAGUUCCGAGAAGAAAGAGGGAGGAAAACAACCACCAGGGAUCGCCUGCUGGGCCAGCGGCAGACGUCCGUGGAGGCAUAUACGCCACCUUGCAGCACACUCAAAGAAGUCGCAAAGACGUGCCACUGCACUGCCAUUGCUUCUUAUAUCAACAGCGACAGCCUCUGUCAACGAAAGUCGACUGGCGGAUUCAUGACUCUAGGGCCCGGCGUCGCUGCACAUACGCGCCGAACAAUACGGCAGCCCAAAGAACCAGUGACCGUGCUCUGCUCACCGACCAGGUGCGCAUCACAGGCGCUCACGGUUUAGAGUUAGGCCAGGCCGUCGUUGCGUCCCCGGCCCUCGCUGUGCCACAUCUGUACGACGUUUGCAUGCUGUACCUGGCCGCAGAAGCAAACGAGAAUUGA